GUCAAAACACCAAUUGAUGAUUAUCAGUCCAAUUGGGUGAAUUAAUUUUUUGCGGAUAACGAUUGGGAUUCGAAAAGUUAUUAUUUUUACAUCAGAAUUACUAAACGUGUUUAUACAAGCCGUACAGGACAAACAAAAUAAAAAUGAAGAAAAAGGUUUUACUAAUGGGCAAAAGUGGCUCGGGCAAAACCAGCAUGCGUUCGAUAAUAUUUGCCAACUACAUAGCGCGAGAUACGACGCGGCUGGGUGCAACCAUUGACGUAGAGCACUCACAUGUACGCUUUUUGGGGAACCUAGUACUCAACUUGUGGGAUUGUGGUGGCCAAGAGGGCUUUAUGCAGCAAUAUUUUGCUUCACAGCGAGACAACAUCUUUCGUAAUGUGGAAGUACUUAUUUAUGUAUUUGAUGUGGAGAGUCGCGACAUGGAGCGUGAUGUUCACUACUAUCAAUCGUGCUUGGAAGCAUUGCUACAAAAUUCACCAGAAGCAAAAAUAUUUUGUUUAAUACACAAGAUGGAUUUAGUGGCUGAAGAACAGCGGGAAACUUUGUUCAAGGAGCGUGAGCAUGACCUGAUACGUCUUUCAAAACCGGGCAACGUUACUUGCUUUCGCACCAGCAUUUGGGAUGAAACAUUAUACAGAGCUUGGUCCAGCAUUGUCACCAUGCUUAUCCCCAACGUUGCGGUGCUCGAGAACUCGCUCACCCACUUCGCCAAUGUUAUUGAAGCCGAUGAAGUGUUGCUCUUCGAAAAGGCUACCUUCCUAGUGAUUUCACAUUGCCAGAGUAAAAAGAAUCGCGACUCGCAUCGUUUUGAAAAAGUCUCCAACAUAAUAAAACAAUUUAAAUUAAGUUGCUCAAAAUUGGGCGCCAAAUUUCAAUCAAUGGAAGUGCGUAACAGCGCUUUUGCUGCUUUCAUAGAUACCUUUACAAGUAACACAUACGUGAUGGUUGUUAUGUCCGAUCCAACAAUACCUUCUGAGGCGACAUUGGUUAACAUACGUAAUGCGCGCAAAUCAUUUGAAGAAUUGGAAAAUCCAAAUAGCAACGCGAUGAAUCAUCAUCAGUAUCACUGACAUAGGGUGUAAGAUGCAAUGCACUGUAAAUGAGAGGGAAAGGAAGGAGAUAGGGUGGCAGCCAGUGCGCAAAUAAACAUACAUAUCGUCGUUUAAAGUACAAAACCGCGUAUGUGAGGUUGCAUAAAUUAUUUUUUAGAAAGUAAAAACAGUCAUAUUUCAAAAUGGUUCUCUUUUUUAUAAAGCAACCGCAUUUCUGGCUAAUAUAUUUCAGGACGAAUGGAUAAGGAUUGAGUCAAGAGCAAU
This is a messenger RNA of Rhagoletis pomonella (apple maggot), 1319 nucleotides long. RefSeq names its product ras-related GTP-binding protein A (gene RagA-B). Lineage: Eukaryota; Metazoa; Arthropoda; Insecta; Diptera; Tephritidae. Gene Ontology annotation, molecular function: GTP binding; GTPase activity. Gene Ontology annotation, cellular component: Gtr1-Gtr2 GTPase complex; lysosome; nucleus. The transcript is spliced from 4 exons. Bases 144 to 1073 code for a protein of 309 amino acids. The record is from RefSeq and is a predicted model, not a curated record. Gene Ontology annotation, biological process: regulation of autophagy; positive regulation of TOR signaling; cellular response to amino acid stimulus.